Molecule: messenger RNA, 1970 nt
Organism: Fusarium odoratissimum NRRL 54006
Lineage: Eukaryota; Fungi; Ascomycota; Sordariomycetes; Hypocreales; Nectriaceae
Product: translation initiation factor 3 subunit G
Exons: 3
Coding region: 596-1483 (295 amino acids)
Cellular component (GO): cytoplasm; eukaryotic translation initiation factor 3 complex
Molecular function (GO): translation initiation factor activity; RNA binding
Source: RefSeq, a predicted model, not a curated record
CACAGAUUUGUGUCAGGUUUUUAACACAUGUCGAAUAAUCGUUUUGGCUCUUAUCAAAUCAUUUUAUACGAGUGAGUAUUUGCUUCAAAUGCGGCUCUGAAACAAACCCCGAAUUCAACUUGUUGCACGAGUUCAGCUGCGCCACACAUCCCUCUUCCGUGUUCGAAUCCUCUCAUGCCGCUUUUCCGUUUAACCAGUGGCAAUCUCCAUGAUGGUUCAAUUCAAAUUCUGUCGAUGGCAUGAUCCCACGUAACAAAACUAUCGAGCCUCAGGUUGAGAUCCCUCAGAGUAACGUAACCGAAUUACACCGUUAAUCAUCAAUUCAUGCUUUCGACGGCCGGAUCGGAUAAAGUUGGCCCUGUGGCUAGUGCACAUCAUGUGAUUCGACCAUCCAUCGCCUCGAGCAGCUGUGGCUUGACUUCUGCCCCACCACUGCUCAAACCGCCGCACCACGAAAAAGUGAAUAAAUUCAACCAUCACUAAAACCCCACGAUCACGAAGUGACGCCUGGACGAGCCACGACGACGCAUCCCUACGGCACCGCGAGACCUACACAGAAUUCCCGAACAAAUCGCACGGAUUCGCUCGAUUCAAAAUGGCUGCCGCCGUAGCGAACCAGCCCAAGCACGACUGGGCCGACGACGACGAUAUCGAGGAGACCUCCACCGAUCUCCCCGAGCCUCAGACCAUCUCCAACAAGGAUGGAACAAAGACCAUCAUCACAUUCCGUUACGAUGACGACGGCCGAAAGGUCAAGACCACCCGCCGAAUUCGCUUCACCACCCACACCGAGACCGUAAACCCCCGCGUCGCCGACCGAAAAACCUGGCCCAAGUUCGGCCUCAGCGCAAAGGAUCCUCCCGGCCCUGCCCCCGACACCACCUCCGUCGGCGAGAACAUCAUCUUCCGACCAAGCGUCAACUGGCGAAAGGCCGAGAAGGAUGAGUCCGCCGACGCCAACGCCCAGUCCAUGAAGGACAAGCUCAAGGACAAGCAGGUCAAGUGCCGUAUCUGCAACGGUCAGCAUUUCACUGCCAGGUGUCCUUACAAGGAUACCAUGGCGCCCAUCGGAGAGACCGGCGCUGCGGACGUUGCUGCUGGUAUGGGAGACGAGCCCUCUGCUGCUGGUGCGGGCGCUGCUGGUGCCAAGAAGGGUUCAUAUGUUCCUCCUGCUCUGCGUGGAGACAGGGGAGCUGGCGAGAGAAUGGGAUCCAAGUUCGGCGAGAGGGACGACUUUGCUACACUGCGUGUCACCAACGUCUCCGAGAUGGCAGAGGAGCAAGAGCUGCGCGACAUGUUCGAGCGCUUCGGCCGCGUCACCCGAGUAUUCCUUGCCAAGGACCGGGAAACCGGUAUGGCCAAGGGCUUUGCGUUCAUCAGCUUCGCGGAUCGGGGCGAUGCCGUCAAGGCUUGUGCGAAGAUGGACGGAUUUGGUUUCAAGCAUCUCAUUCUGCGGGUGGAGUUUGCCAAGAAGGCUCAGUAAGGCUGAUGAUGUUUCGAUCUUGUCAUGGGUUAGUUGUCACGCACGGUAAUUGCAUCGAUCGGUUGCGGGGAUUUUUCAAAAGAUAUUUUUUUUCAACCUCAUGAAUUUCAUGGCCCUUAGGAUAUGGGGUCUGGAGUGGGACAAAAGUGAACUCUGGUCUUUUUGUGAUAUGAGGUAUGAUGUGAAGAUAGGGGAAGACAGCGCUUAUCAAGAUCUAUUAAAUGAGUGGUUUCUGAGACUGGGCAGCAUACGCUUAGACGGUAACUUGAUAGGGGUUGAGAGGAUACAGUGACGAGCCGUCUUUCAGACUGAAGCUUUGACUAUUCUUUUCUCAUACAAAACAGGUGUCGUUCCUGUGCAUAUCAGGGUCGUCAUUGAAUAGAUAAUUGUAGGUGGGCUAUAAACUCACAAAUGAGCACGUAUGACAAUAUAUCAAAUGCUUGCCACGGAUUUGGUCUGGCUAUCUGUAGCAUGAUUAGCAUAGUAA